Messenger RNA from Macrosiphum euphorbiae (potato aphid), 1692 nucleotides. NCBI's taxonomy places the organism in Eukaryota, Metazoa, Arthropoda, Insecta, Hemiptera, Aphididae. The record is from the annotation of a GenBank genome assembly.
AUGCCGGACACGGUUCGCCAAGUGCCCAUUUCCGACGACCGCUACCGGUGCAGCGGCGCCGGUACGGACAGCUACCCAUCCUCACCCGCCGUCUCGCCGUCUCACAGCUUCAAACGCUCAAAGUCGACGUUCUAUCUGCUGGACAGGCGCACGUCCCCGCCACCGGGCCGCCUGCUACAGCCGCAGAACGUGACGGCAGGUACGAUCCACGGGUUUGCGACGUUCUUCUGGACCAUGGCCAACGCGCUGUUAGGCCUGCAGUGGGUGAACGUGCUGUUGGUGCGUCUCCCGUCGCUGUGCCUGUGCUUGUGGUUGCGGUGCGUCUGGAAGUGUACACGGGUGCCACUAGUGGUGUCUAAGCACUUCUUGCGGCUGUGCAUCGUUAGCUCGAGCAGGGACCGUUUCACCGUGCUGAUAAACGGCGGAAGCACCGUGCAGGCGUUGCACUUGGCGAGGAACUUUCACCAGGCAGGCGCCCGGGUGAUCGUGUGCGAGAUCGACGGUAGGGCAGAGCUGUGCUCGUUAUCGGUGGCGGUCGACGGCCACUACACCGUGCCCGGGCCGAACGACGACAACUGCGUACUGUACGUGGACGCGCUGAGGGCGAUCGUCGAGAGGGAACGGGUGGACGUGUACGUGCCCACCGGCGCCACCGUGUCGGCGUACUACGACGCGGUGGCCAAGCCGCACCUGGAGCUGCUUGGGUGCCGGUGCUGGACGCCCGGGUUGGACGGCGUCGCGGUGCUCAACGACCUCUCAGAGGUGUUCCGCAUGUGCGAGACGGUCGGCCUGCCGGUGCCCAAACACCUGCUCGUGUGCUCCAAGGACGACGUCAUCAAGCUUUACGACAACGUGUCGUUCCGGGCCGACCGGCACUUCAUCGUCAACGUGGGCCAGUCCGGCUGCAAGUCGGGGCACAGCCUGCAGCUGCCGGCCACCAGGAGAUCGCUGAGACUGCCCGGCCCUGUGUCCGACGACUGUCCGUGGCUGCUUGUCCAGCACUGUCUCGGAUCGUACUACACAACGUGCACCACGGUGCAGGCCGGCCGGGUGGUGGCUAACGUAACGUUCACCGCGCACGACGGUCAAGCCAGAGACCACAACGAGCUGAUUGACGACUGGACCGCACGGUUCGUAGUCCGCGGUCCCGGUGCAGUUCGAUGGCUACCUGUCGUUCAGGGUGUGCGUGUCGCCGUCAAGGAAGGUCGUGCCUCUGGGUUGUCGCGUCGGCGUGCCCAUCACGUACGCUUCGUACCGCAGCAAUUUCGAACACGUCGUUAUGCAGUGCCCACCGCCACAGCGUGGACACCGUUCCAACGGAGCUGCGGGAGCCGUUUCACAUGCGGGUGCCGUUGCACAUGCGGAUGCUGUCACCAACGGCGCACCACCACAGUCCAUCGAGCUGGUCGUCGAAACGACGAAUCGGUAUUACGCGACGGCGCUGAUCUACGAGACUGUCACCCGGAUGAUGACCGUCCAGUCGCUCAAGCAUCUCGUGCGCACGGUGGUCACGAAACGGGAAAUGGUAUUUGCGUAUUGGGACCCGCUGCCGUUUUUCGCCCAUUACAGUCUGCAGAUGAUUGUGGACCGCAUAAACACCGCCCUGGACGAGGCGGCGAUACUGUGGUCGUCGGCCCAGAAAAACAGAUAUACCACGUUUUAAUGUGCGGCGGCAGAUACUGUAUAGUAUAA